AAAUUGACUCGGAUAUCAGACGACGUCUGUCCACUGAAGGUUGUACUCAGCUGGCAGAGCGCCAAAUGUGGACGAGCUCUUGUACUACAGGAGAACGAUACUGGUGACAUCUUGUGGGAUGCGUUCGAAGUUCCCGAAUUGGACAACUUCCUCCGUAUUCUUCGAAUGGAAGAGAAGCAGUACCAAUGGCAGAUUAGGCAACGCUUCCACCAGUACAGUUAUCACCUUGAUCAGGAACUUCGGCGGAGAGGAUACUGCAUUGGGGAAGAGGUUGACGCACCACCAACUGAAUUGGCUCCAGCGCCACCGGUUGCCGACUACAACGAGUACGGUACCGGUGACAGUAUGGUAGUCAGUGACGUAUUUCAAACAAUGCGUGGAGACCAAAUGGCAUCUACCCUGGCCGCUGCUAUGGAUAGCGGAGGUGCCGGUUCGCCUAGCGAUGGUGGUGGCGGUGAAAUUCGAGAUCCUACCUAUGUGAACCUGAAUUUCCUCCGAUCCCAUCAUAUGCAACAAUCGACGAGGUUAUGA
Haemonchus placei is the source of this 531-nucleotide messenger RNA. The record is from the annotation of a GenBank genome assembly. NCBI's taxonomy places the organism in Eukaryota, Metazoa, Nematoda, Chromadorea, Rhabditida, Trichostrongylidae.